AUGGGCCGAUCAGCGCCGCUUAUCACAUCUGUGGUGCCUUCCGGAAAAGACUUCGAUGGUAGUGCAAUCAGCGCUGCGGAGGUCGACACGGUUUCUGCUGUGAGAACUUCUGACGAUCGACGCAGGGCCUCGCUUGCCAGAGCACAGUUGCGGCCAUGGACAAGUCCCUGCAUUCGAGGAAAUACAUUUCAGUUUGAUCUUUGUCCGAACCACACUGCCCGAAUGAAUCACUCUGCACCUCUGCGGUUCAUGGACGAGAUGAGAUCUUGUGCGACGGGGCUUCGGAGAUCAGCUACUGGCUUGACGUCCUGUAAUGACAGUGCGCAUUUCCCGCUACAGCUGCGUGAAUGCCGGGGGACAUGCCCAGAGACAGGGCGAAGCAGAUCCAGCUCUUCUAGACAUGUUGCACGUCAUGGAACAGGAAAGCAGCAUGGCUGGUUGAGGACUCCUUUCGAGAGCGCCGAGGUAUCCGAGCUAGGUGAAGCAAUGAGGGAAUUGUUCAGUGCCUGCGACACGUCAGAAGAUGGGCAAAUCGAUCUUUCAGAGUUUGUUCAAGCGCAGAUGCACCUGGCUGAAGCACUUGGAGACGUCUUCGAUAGGCGUGUCGCCACUCAUCGCUUCUAUUCCAUGCAGAAUGCAAGGCUUGGCAGAGUCUCAUUUUCGGGCUUCUUCCGCGCAGAAGUCAAACGGUUGCAGGACGACGCAGACGUCAAUGGUGGCCCGCCACGGGCCGAGUGGCCCAAAAAGCUGCUUUGGUGUGCCAGUCAAAUCCGGCUCGGCCAGCGCCACCGCCAUGUGCAGGUGUGA
Symbiodinium sp. CCMP2592 is the source of this 807-nucleotide messenger RNA. Lineage: Eukaryota; Dinophyceae; Suessiales; Symbiodiniaceae. The record is from the annotation of a GenBank genome assembly.